GAGAUAUACGCUUCCCAUCGGACACGGGCCGUGGAAGCCCCAGCAGAAGGCUACGGCGUGCGAGCAGGAGCACAACAGACAGACAUCGCCAGCCCUCACCAACAUGGCCUCGCCCGAGUACGCCCACCACUUCUCGGACCGCAACGUCCCAUUUGGCAUUGCAUCGUCAAAGAAACACCCCGAGCCUCGGGCUGUGACCCGACUCGGAAACUCGGUCAUCUUCCUGCAUGACUGCCUCACCAGCGGCCUGUUUGCGGGCGUCAGCGGGCUGCCCGGGGAAGUAUUCGCCAACGACACUCUGAAUCAGUUUGCCGCGCUUCCGAAGUCGGUCCAGCGCAGUGUUCGCCAAGAAAUCCAGAACCAGUACCGGAAAAGGGGCGAUGUGUCUAGCUUCCCCCCUGGAAGCGUCGAAGAUAUCACGGAGGUGCAGAUGCACAUGCCAGUAAGCGUCGGGGAUUUCGCAGACUUCUCCUGCUCCCUCGCCCACGUCAAAAAUGCCGGCCGCAUCAUCAUCAACGAUGCGCGCCCGCCGCCGGCCUUCUUCAACAUGCCCAUCGCGUACCAGGGGCGGGCCAGCUCCGUCGUCGUGUCCAGCACCGACGUCGAGCGGCCGAUGGGCCAGUACCGAGACAAGACCGCCCCGGCAGUCGCCAACGAGCCGCCGCCGGUGGUGUUCGGCCCCUCCCGCGCGGUCGACUACGAGCUCGAAUUCGCGGCGAUCGUGGGCAAGCCGCUGCCCAUGCGGCAGCGCCUGAACGCGGUCGACGCGGACGAGCACAUCUUCGGCUUCGUCAUCUUGAACGACUGGAGCGCCCGCGACAUACAGGGCUUCGAAAUGACCCCCUUGGGCCCGUUCAACGGCAAAAACUUCGGCACCACCAUCUCCCCCUGGGUCGUCACGCUCGACGCGCUCGAGCCGUUCCAAACCGCCGGCCCGCCCCCCGCCGUCGCCAUCCCGCCGCACCUGCAGGACCCGUCGCUGCGCACCUACGCCGUCCGCAUGCAGGUCGAGAUCCUCGCGGGCAACGACGACGGGGGCAGCGAGGCGACGGUGGCGGGCACGUCGUGGGUGCAGGACAUGUACUGGUCGGCGCGGCAGAUGCUGGCGCACGCGGCGAGCGCCGGCUCGGCCCUGCGCACGGGCGACAUCAUGGCCACGGGCACGGUGAGCGGGGACGGGGAGGACGCGAGGGGGUGCAUGCUCGAGCUCACCGAGGGCGGGACCAGGCCGUUUAGGCUGCGGGACGGCAGCGAGCGGCGGUUCCUUGAGGACGGUGACGUGGUGCGCAUGACGGCCGUUGCGGGAGGGGAGCAGUCGGGCGUGGGCUUCGGCGAGUGUGUCGGCCGGCUAGUGGCGAGCCGGCUAUCUUAAUUUUGAUUGAGGGGAGCAGCCGGGGAAGAGGUGAAGCAGUCAUGCAUGUAUCAAUGUGAUGCCAUUCAUCUGACCAUCUAUUUACCAUUACUGGUCCAUAUUCUUUUUUUUUUUUUUUUUUUUUUUUUUUUUUUUUUUUUUUUUUUUUUUUUAGGCAUCC
This is a messenger RNA of Thermothielavioides terrestris NRRL 8126, 1532 nucleotides long. RefSeq lists its product as uncharacterized. The record is from RefSeq and is a predicted model, not a curated record. NCBI's taxonomy places the organism in Eukaryota, Fungi, Ascomycota, Sordariomycetes, Sordariales, Chaetomiaceae. Gene Ontology annotation, biological process: L-tyrosine catabolic process; homogentisate catabolic process; L-phenylalanine catabolic process. Gene Ontology annotation, molecular function: fumarylacetoacetase activity. Bases 104 to 1372 code for a protein of 422 amino acids. The transcript is spliced from 3 exons.